Messenger RNA from Penicillium canescens, 774 nucleotides. RefSeq lists its product as uncharacterized. Bases 1 to 774 code for a protein of 257 amino acids. The record is from RefSeq and is a predicted model, not a curated record. Lineage: Eukaryota; Fungi; Ascomycota; Eurotiomycetes; Eurotiales; Aspergillaceae. The transcript is spliced from 5 exons.
AUGAUUCGGCGAGAAAUUCAGUCUGGACGAGAUUUCCAUGAACAGAUGAUGGGGCAGUCCAAUCAAAGACACGUCUUCCUUGUCGGAACUUUUCCUGCAAUUUUGGAGAAUCUAGACAAGGCAAAUGAGGUUCGUUCCGUUACCUGUUCUCACAGUCCACACUUACAGCUGCUAACAACUCCUUUAAGCCUCAAAGUGGAUCGAAGUAGUGCUUAUCGCUGCAGGGAUUCGGUUAUAGCAGUCGGAAUCGUGGUGCAAGUCAUUGCAGGCACAGCUCGCGGACUACAAAUGCGACACCGGGAGAAGAAGAACACCCUCCUCGACCAGUCAAUCAGGAGCUGUUUAUGCUACGCGGACUCUGCUAUGGUAGUGGUGUUCAAAGAUAAAGUCUCCGAGUACAGCAAUCCCGUUCCUACUAAGCCCAAGUUUAAACGAGGUCUUGAUUCUGUCAGACUAGUCAGUGGCAAGACGCACGAAGAGCUGGAGUUGUCUGAUGCUGCGGCGUUGGUGUAUCCAGAUUUAGAUCGGGUGGCAGCACAGGCAGUCAGAAGUGAGGGAGAUAUGGGAACGUCAUCCGGUAUGAAUGGACUUCAAGAAAAGUACCAGGGUGCUGGGGAAUGGGUCAGUGAUUAUAUGAAUAGAAAAGCGGAAGUCAUAUACGAGACCGAGCAUCCUGGCUCUUCCUUCGCUCUAUCUGCAUCUGCUGAGAAUCGUGCCUCGUUGAAGUCACGCUUGAACAAUCCCAAUCACCCAGCAGCAAACAGCGGUCACUGA